UCUCGAAUCAAUUCACAAUUUAUUUUGUAUAUUAAUUAGAUUCCGCGCUCAUCAGUACGUACUCACUGGCGACAUCGAGAAAAUGUAUCGGCAAUUCCUCGUACGACCAGAGGAUCGGAAAUAUCAAAGGAUAUUAUGGCGCAGCGCGAGAGGAGAAACAGAAACAUAUGAGCUUAACACCGUAAUACUCUUAUCAUAGAAAUAGAAGCAGUCCUCAAUUCCCGCCCGCUAACUCCUAUCUCCACCGAUCCAAAUGAUCUCCUAGCCCUCACUCCCGGACAUUUCCUCAUUGGCGAUUCAUUAAUGUGCUUACGUGAUCGAGAUUUCAGAGACAUUCCAUCGAACCGACUCUCCAAAUGGCAGCAUAUCCAACAGCUUAAACAACAUUUUUGGAACCGCUGGCAUAAGGAGUAUUUGAACGAGCUAACCAACCGCAAUAAAUGGAGCAAGGGUGGACACAGCAUCCAAAAGGGCACAAUCGUCAUCCUCAGAGAGGACAACGUUCCCUCCAUGCAUUGGCCUCUGGGCCGAGUUAUCAAGGUUCAUCCAGGCGCCGAUGGUGUCAUCCGGACAGCUACAGUUCAGACGGCAAAGAGCAUUUUGGAUCGGGGCGUCAAAAGGCUUGUCCCACUGCCAAUUCAACCCGAUCUCGAGAAACCCGAACAACUAGCCACCGAGACGAAAUAAGAUGGGAACUUCAACCACACCUCCCUAGUUUGAUCGGUACCCUCUCAACGGGGGGAGAAUGUUACGCCAUGCGGCUUACCAUAGGUCAUAUUCUUAACUAUCGAUCGCGGCACUAUAAUGUCGCAGACGGAUCGUCGCGUCUGCCCGGCAAACAAACAUUGUAGUGGCAAGCGCAUGGUUCAUUAAGCAGGGCGACUUCCAGAAACGUCGACUCGUGGCCCGUAUUUUACCUCGCAGUAAAAGAAUGUGGCGUGAUCCGAACGUAGUGGGGGUCACCUUCCAGAAAAAACGAAAAAAAUCGAAAGGCGUUCAGAACUUUUCCAGAAGUCGAACCGUCAACACAUGUGGCGCUUGGCCAUGGAUCGUUGCAUUAGGUUUUCGUAAUCCCCGAAACCCAGACAAACCACUAUGGAAGUGCGGAGGUUCCCUGAUAUCGGCUAGGCAUGUUUUGACCGCAGCACAUUGUGCACAUAUGGAUGGAAUAGAAAACAUACACAAUCAUAAUAUUGCCAUUCUUAGAUUGGUGGAGGAGGUGCCAUUUUCGAGGUACGUAUAUCCCAUUUGUACGAAAGAGCUCCUGCGAAAGAGCAACUUCGUCGGCUAUAACCCCCUUGUUGCUGGAUGGGGAGCAUUAAGAUAUAGACGACCACGACGUAAUGCAUUAAUGGAAGUACAAAUGCCAGUGAUUAAGAACGCCGAAUGCAAAAUAGCUUAUUCCAAAUUUCCUAAUGCACCUGAUGUCACUGAUGGUAUAAUAUGCGCCGAACGUGCUCAGGGUGGAAAGGAUUCUUGUACGGCUGACCGCGGCGGACCACUGCUGAUACAACAUGAAUUAACCUCGUAUUUAAUAGAUUAUAGAUUCCUAUACGACUCUCAGUAAAAAUUUAUCCGCACUCCAGAUAGUUAAAACUUCUGUCGACCGUAUUGAUCCAUCUGCACUCUUCGUAUGACGUCAAUAUCUGUUCAGUGCUGCUGCGCAGGUUUCUUUGUGUUACGUCAAUUCGUUUGUGACCGUUGCGCGAGUAAUGGCGCUUUGCAAUGGUGAUUUGCAGGAAAACAGUGCAGGAUGCUGUGAUUCGUUUCUUGUGGUCGGAGGUUAUGUUUGAUGCCUAUAUUUAUCAAAGAUUUAAUGCACAUUAUGGAGAAAGUGUUUUGUCACGAAGUGUGUUUGAAUGGGCACAAAGGUUCAAAGAAGAUCGCACAAGUGUUAUGAAAAAACAGGUGGACGCUCGUCCACAUCCACGAUGACAACAUUGAACGUGUUCAUGAACUUAUGCUCUAUGGAAUAGACGAGUGACACUGGAUAAUGUGGCAAAUCAUUUGCAAAUCAGCCACGGCUCUGCUUAUGCAAUAGUGCACGACAGAUUUGGGUUUUAAAAAGUUUGUGCGAGAUGGAUGCCGAAAAAGCUGAUGAAAAGGUGAAGACGACGAUGCAUUCGUGGUUCGCAGCUCAGCCCAAAACAUUUUUUAAUGAGAAAAUACGAAGGUCCUUCGGCAAAUGGACAAAGUGUAUACAGAAAUCGAGUGAUUAUGUCAAAAAAUGAUGUAUGUCUUUUUUGACAAUUGCUUAAAACAAAUUCUACACCGACAGAGCGGGCUGUUAAUCUAGAGGCUGGAGUACAAAGAAGUGGCACAAUGAUGUGGGCUGAUGACAUUUAUAAUUAUCAAGGAAUCACCCCUACAUUCGCUCAGAAUUUUAAUGAAACUGUCCCUUGGGAAGGAAGAACUGAUACCUUGAUAUCACGGUUUGUACAUCCUAUAUAUACGACAAAUUUUAGAAUAUUAUAUAACGAAGAACCAGAUCGUCGUGGCCAUGUGAUGUGAAUAAAAGGACUUGAAUUUGAUGAUAUUUUUAUAAUGUUAGAUAACAUAACUAAGUAUCUUCACAGUAAGAUAGGAUGACAUGGUUUACAUGAUCUUAAUGUUGUUCACUUGAGUGAUGAUAUUAUAAGGAAAAGUGUAAUAUCACAGGAUAUUUAUGUUUAGUAACCAGUAAUUCAGAGAUUGGUAUUCAUGGUUACUAUAACGAGGCUGUAGAAACGCACCCUUUCUUCUUUGCAAAUGGUCCUGUAUUUAUGUCUAAGCCGAAACUGGAACCUCUGAAUAAUUUAGAUUUAUUCUUGUUAUUUUCUAAAAUACUUAUCUACAGUAUACCAUAAGGAAUGAUACCGUAUCGCACCUAAUCAAGUGCCUUAAGAAACAUCAACAGGAUAUCACAGUAAUCCCGUAUCGACUGAUAUUUGUAGCCACUACAAUAUCUAUGACACUGGUAGUAAUUAUGAGAACAAUAAUGAUGUGUUCUAUAAGAGGAAAUGAUGAUUAGGAACAAAAACUUACAGGUAAGUCAAAGUAUAUGUUAUUUGCCAUUUGAAAAGAAAGUUACUAACUUGGAAUUUUUUGAUAAAUAAUAAUUGUAUCAUACGUACUUUUGAAUUCGUGCAAGAACAUAUGUAAUUUUGAAGUAGUUAUUAUUAGGAAAUUGUUAGACGCGAACAGUAUGCGAAAAGUUAGUAUGCAGUGUAAUAAUUAUCAAUCAAAACACAAGAAUUAAAUUCUUGAGGAAAAAAUUUCCGGAAUUUCUUAUUUACAUGAUUAUAAAGAAAUCCAUAAUGAAAAUUUGAAAGUACAGUACCAUUGGGAAGAAAAUCACGAUAUUGAAAACGAUAUUUGCAAGUAAAUUUCCAAAAAAUCUGUUUUCAAAUUUUCGCUUUCUAUUUCACAUUAAAAGAAAGGGAGGGCUGCCUUCUUUUUCUGCAAGACAAAACAAACAUUCUGAAUCUCGUAUCAAUGAAUGAUGUCAAUAAGUUAUUUUUCUUUUCAGAUUGAACAAUAUUCCAGAUUUAUUCAUAAUUUCAUACUACGCGAAGAAUAGACUUUUCAUAGGUAUAUAAAGGAAAUAUUAAGUAUAGGAAAACUCUUUUUCGUUGUAGGUGACAUAUGCUUCACGGUUGAACACAUGUAUUUUUGAACACAUAUAAAUGAAAAAGUACUCUUAUGGAGAAAAAGAAUUGAUACCUUCGAUUGACAUUAGAUAAUGUAUAUAAACUUAUGAACAAUCACUAUCAGUUUGUAUCUUAGGUGCACACGCAGAUUUGUUGGAGUUCUUAUAAAAUGUACUUCCUGUACGAACGUUUUAUUCUUCCAAAUUUUACGAUACUAUGUCUCAUAUAAUAACUAUAUGGAUUAAACGUAAUAUAAAUGAUCCGAAAAUAGACUCGAACGACAUUAAUUGUCUUUCUAUUUAUACCAAUAUCGAAAAUACAAGUAAAGCUGGAGUAAUAGUAUGCAAGAAUGGACUAUUUAUUAUUUUAAACCAAAUCAUAGCAUAUUCAGAAUGCACAGUAUUAUCAUGAAAUGUAAAUGAAUCAGUUGUAAACGAACGAUUUUACUGUAAAAUCGUUGCCUCCUUUUUUUCAUCUGAAAUAUAGCAGCAAUGAGUACAUUCUUUUAAUAUAUAAUAAAACGAGAUAUCUUUAUAAAGUUACAUAUGUCAUCACUGGUAACUGUUAUCUCGUAUGACACCAAAUAUACCGUUAGUAUGGAAUGAUAUUUUUAUGAAGAUAUACUUUAAUGAUAGAUUUUAUGAAUGAAACGUUAUAUAAGAAAAAUUAUCUCUUGUUAUUCUAUGAAGUGUAGUAGCUAAUGAAGAUUAAUUUUACGAAGUAUUAGAGCAAAAGAGAAUUAAAAAAUUAAAAAGAUCUAAAUAAGA
This is a messenger RNA of Bombus huntii, 4396 nucleotides long. RefSeq names its product venom serine protease Bi-VSP-like. Gene Ontology annotation, molecular function: serine-type endopeptidase activity. NCBI's taxonomy places the organism in Eukaryota, Metazoa, Arthropoda, Insecta, Hymenoptera, Apidae. The transcript has 10 exons. Gene Ontology annotation, biological process: proteolysis. Bases 932 to 1567 code for a protein of 211 amino acids. The record is from RefSeq and is a predicted model, not a curated record.